Molecule: messenger RNA, 1161 nt
Organism: Culicoides brevitarsis
Lineage: Eukaryota; Metazoa; Arthropoda; Insecta; Diptera; Ceratopogonidae
Product: odorant receptor 67d-like
Exons: 1
Coding region: 1-1161 (386 amino acids)
Biological process (GO): sensory perception of smell; detection of chemical stimulus involved in sensory perception of smell
Cellular component (GO): plasma membrane
Molecular function (GO): olfactory receptor activity; odorant binding
Source: RefSeq, a predicted model, not a curated record
AUGGAAAAGAAGUCCGAAGAACCUUUAAAAAUAAUGAAUUUUCUCAUACGAAUAGCUCAUAUUAGUGUCAAACCUGUUUUGGGUGAUUAUUUGAACAAAAAAUGGACUUGGAAACGGAACUUGCCACUUUUCCAAAUUGUUUUCUGUUCCAUCGUUACAGUUGUAUGUUACAUUUGGUCGGCAUACGAAAAUCGUAAGGUACUCUCAGAGCUCGUCCUGUACAUUUGUCUUUUGUUGGUUGACGUUCUGGCAGCACAACGGUUCUGGAAAUUCACAAAGGAUCAAAAGGAAGUCAUACAAUCGUUGGAUCAUACAUUUCUGUUUUAUAAGAAUUGGCAAAAGGAUAGCGAAACUUUUCCAAUUCUACUUUGGUACAGCCGCUUAUUACGCCGCGUUUUUAUUAUUCUUACUGUAACCUUGAUGUGGUUUGGUAUAGUGCUUAGUAUUGCACCAAUCUUGUACUUUCUCAUAACGGAUGAAAUGAUUUUGGCAGUUCAAUGUUACUUACCAUACGUCGAUUACAAAAGCCAUCCUGGUUUCGAGAUUCACGUCAUCUUUCAUAAUUGGUGCAUCUUUUGUGGACUUUUUGGAUUGAAUUCAUCUAUAUUUUUCGUUCUACAAAUGCUCGUACAGAUUUGUGUCGAAAUUGAUGUAUUACGAGCACGAUUAAAGGUAUUAAGUAAAGCUAUAACCCGCAAAAAUAAAGACAAAAUAACGGAAACUCUGAAAAAUAUCAUUAGAGAACAUCAAGAAAUGAAUGAGUUUAUCGAUUCCUGCGAAAAUUUCAUGAGUGCCCAAAAUCUCAGCGAUCAUUUUGUAUGCGGAACUCAAACAUGUACCGGACUAUUCAUUUGCCUACGACAAAUUUGGAUGACUGGAUACAUGUUAAUGACAUUUGGCUUUAUAAUUGUAUUCGUAUCGAACUUUUUCGGCACAAUUAUCCAAAUCAAACUAGAAAAAUUGAUGUUUGAUGUUUAUGACGUGCCAUGGUAUUCGAUGUCGGUGAAAAAUCAGAAAAUGUAUUGCUUUUUCUUGAAAAAUACACAAAACACGCAAGUGCUUACGCUUGCUGGACAAAUACCUUUGUGUUUGGAUACAUUUGUGCGAUUUUACAAAGGAAUCUAUUCGUACUUAAUGAUUCUAAGAGAAACUGUAGAAUAA